AUGCUGAGGGACGGAAAUACUACCUCUGUCCAAAUUGGGAGAAUUUAUGAACCUUCGAUAGAAGGACUAACCUCAGCAGUUGAGGGAACCCUGGCCGUCCAGACCAGGGCCAUGAGAGAAGCAGAGAAAGAGAAAGAAGAUGAAGGAAUAGAAGAACCAGAUAACGAAGCCGACGAGGCUAACGAAGAUCAAUCCAUGUCAGACGGAAGCAACGAAGACGAAGCGGAAGACGAUUGGAGAAUCCCAAUUCACCAGUACCUUGACAAAGGUACUCUCUCCACAGAUGUCAAAGAAGCUCGAAAACUCGAAUCAAAGGCAUCAAUGUACAUCCUACGAGAUGGAAUACUGUAUAGAAGGUCAUUUCUUGGACCUCUGAUGCGGUUCCUAUCACAAACCGAAGGUCGAAGAAUACUGCAUGAUAUACACAGCAGAGAAGCUGGAAAUCAUAGUGCAAGAAGGUCCUUGGCGAUCAAAUCCAAAAUGCAAGGAUAUUACUAG
Papaver somniferum (opium poppy) is the source of this 498-nucleotide messenger RNA. RefSeq lists its product as uncharacterized. The transcript has a single exon. The record is from RefSeq and is a predicted model, not a curated record. Bases 1 to 498 code for a protein of 165 amino acids. Lineage: Eukaryota; Viridiplantae; Streptophyta; Magnoliopsida; Ranunculales; Papaveraceae.